This is a messenger RNA of Spirometra erinaceieuropaei, 804 nucleotides long. Lineage: Eukaryota; Metazoa; Platyhelminthes; Cestoda; Diphyllobothriidea; Diphyllobothriidae. The record is from the annotation of a GenBank genome assembly.
AUGUCUUCCUCAACUCAACAACCUGACGUUCCUGCCGAGUCUGUUCAUGCCGACAAUUUCACUUUGCCUGAUUUCUGGCAACACACCCAUGAACUUUAUUUUAUCCGCAUUGAGUCAGCCUUUUACUCCGCCAACAUUACGAAGGAGUCGUCGAAAUACCACAACCUUGUGGAGGUUCUCCCUGCCAAUAUUAUCUCACAAGUUCAACCCUUGUUAGUGAAACCCCCUGCAUACGAUCCCUAUUCUGCUCUGAAGGCGGAAAUCCUUCGUCUCAAUGCUGUAUCUGACCGACAACGCUACCACCAGUUGAUCAAGGAGGAAUCACUGGGCGACCGAAAGCCCUCAGAACUUCUCCGACGAAUGCGUACUCUCUUAGGAGACAUGCAGGUCGACGAAAAACUCGUUAAAGAUAUGUUUCUAGGGCGGCUGCCUGCAGAUGUCCAAACGAUUUUGACAUCCGGCUCGCAAGACCUUACACUUUCACAUCUUGCUGAAAUGGCAGACCGAAUGUUAGAGGUUCAACGGUUCCAGCCACCUUCCGUUGCUCAGAUUUCCACAUCCUCUUCAACGGUUAACGAGCAGUUACUGCGACAGAUGUCGGCUAUGACGAAUGAGAUAGCCUCCCUAAAACUACAGCUUGCUCGCAUUACCUGUAGUCGCUCACACAGCCGUCAUCGUUCACGUUCGCGACCUCGCAGAGCCAAUUUGUGUUGGUAUCACGCAAACUUUGCCGCCAAGGAUCGCAAAUGUUCUUCCCCUUGUUCAUUUAAACCGAAACAGGGAAACCAGCCAGCCAGAGAAUAG